CUGCGCAGGGACUCAGAUGGGAGUCUCUUGAACCGGAAGCAGUCGGCGGCGCUCGGAAGCAACGGCGAGACGCGGGAUUUCGCUGGCACGGCAGCUACAGAAUGGCCGGCGGCGGCGGGAAGCGCAGGCCCGGCGGGGAGGGGCAGCAGUGUGAAAAAACAGUUGAUGUGAAGAAGAGUAAAUCCUGUGAAGCUGAUGUCUCCAGUGACCUUCGAAAAGAAGUAGAAAAUCAUUAUAAGCUUUCUCUGCCUGAAGAUUUCUAUCACUUCUGGAAGUUCUGUGAAGAGCUUGAUCCUGAAAAGCCAGCUGAUUCACUUUCCACAACCCUUGGACUUCGAUUAGUGGGUCCUUAUGAUAUCCUUGCCGGAAAACAUAAAAUGAAGAAAAAAUCAGCAAGCCUGAAUUUUAACCUUCACUGGAGAUUUUACUAUGAUCCUCCUGAGUUCCAGACCAUUAUUAUUGGAGAUAAUAAAACUCAAUUCCACAUGGGGUAUUUCAGGGAUUCUCCUGAUGAACUUCCUGUAUAUGUUGGUACAAAUGAAGCAAAGAAAAACUGCAUAAUUGUUCAAAGUGGAGAUAAUGUGUUUGCUGCAAUCAAAUUAUUUCUGAUGAAAAAACUUAAGGAAGUAACAGAUAAAAAGAAAACUAGUCUCAUGAAAAACAUAGAUGAGAAACUAACAGAAGCAGCCAGAGAACUGGGGUACCCACUGGAACAGAGAACCAUGAAGAUGAAACAGAGAGAUAAGAAAGUUGUGACAAAGACCUUUCAUGGUGCAGGCUUGGUUGUCCCAGUAGAUAAAAAUGAUGUUGGGUACAGAGAGCUCCCUGAAACGGAUGCCAACCUCAAGAGAAUUUGCAAGACAAUUGUUGAGGCACCAAGUGAUGAGGACAGACUAAAAGCUUUUGCUCCCAUUCAGGAAAUGAUGACCUUUGUGCAGUUUGCUAAUGAUGAAUGUGAUUAUGGUAUGGGGCUUGAGCUGGGAAUGGAUCUCUUUUGUUACGGCUCACACUAUUUUCAUAAAGUUGCUGGCCAGCUUUUACCUCUUGCAUAUAAUCUGUUGAAGAGGAAUCUCUUUGCAGAAAUUAUUGAAGAUCAUUUGGCAAACAGAAGUAAAGAGAACAUAGACCAACUUGCAGCAUGAAUGAGAGUUGGCUUUGUUUCGGUGUAUAAUAUUUUAAAGCAUUAGUAUUAAACUUGUGAUUUGUUUUUAAGGAAUACAGAAAAUAAAUUGAUGGAAAUAUUUACUAAAAACGUUUAUAAAGCUCUUCUAACCCUUUUCUUUCAUGUGCAGAUAAAUGGCAGUCAUCUAAAUGGUGAUGCCCUAAUCACAUCUGAAAGACAACCAAAGUCCUCUGACAUGUCACAGGAAGUCACGGUCUACUGCCCGUGGAUAACUAGACUAUUCUCUCAUCAGGGAGCCCUGUUUCAAUAUUGAACAUAUGGACAACUAAAAAUUUAUUUCCUCAGACUUGAGUUAAUAAUAGCUAUAGCUCUAAGGACUGGAUUUGUGGGCGGUGGGGAGGGCAUAGGGGAAGUAAACUUGGGAGGUGCCUGACCCCAGAGGUACCAAAGUUACUUUUUAACAAUAUCUCCAGAUGAUACAUAUGUAGUCCAGGUACCUAUUAGGUAUAUUCUUUAAAACAAUUCUUUGACUCACUGUAUUUGAACUAAUCAGUAUAGCAUAGAAUAUUGAUAUACAGUAUAGUAUACUAAUCAGUAUACCAUUAAUUUAAAGUUUACUACUGCAAACCAGAUUCACAUCCUCAAGCCUGAAAAAAAUGUCCUUCCCCUUAAAAACAGAGCGCAAACCAUGAAAUGUAAAAUAGCCAACUCUGCAGAUUGGGCUGAAGAGCAUAUAAGCCAUUUCCCCUUUGUAUGAAGUUCAAGGUAAAAAAGCCCUUAGGUCAUCUUGUAACCCCCACGUUUUGCAGAAGAUUGACUUGCCUUACCCAAAGAACUUUUGUUGAAUUGUCAGUCUCCAGUGUCACUUAUCCUGUCAGCUGUCUUCUUAAAAUAGUUUGAGAUACUCUGAUACUUACUCUUUUUGAUAUAAAGUAUGAGUAGACUAUUUGCAAACACUUCCCGCCAGGAUUUUUAAUACAAGCAGCUUGUCUUUAAGCUGCAGGUUUUUUAAGAACAUGUAUUUUAUCAGUAUGUAUCCCCCCUCAGUAACACAAACCUUUGAGUAUGUAUUUAUUUGUUGGACAAAAUGACCCUAUUCCAUGCUGCUCACUAAGUGCCUGAUAAAAUCACACUAGCAAGAUUUGGGAAACUAUUUUGAGAUGCCCUUAAGGUAAGAAUUCUUGACUUCUCAGACAAUAGAAUGUCUUCUGAGGUCAAAAAUCUCCUCUGCUUUUACAGCCUAUACCUAGUAUCUAUUCUCAUUCCCAUGGCCCAGGCUGCCUUUGUAGGUCAUUAAGAUGCUUUCUUCAAGAGAUGUUUUAUAUAAUAGCUUAGCCAAACUAAACUGAAAACAUCCUUUUACCUUCCCUUUCAUUACUGUACUGGAACUUUCAUAGUUCUGAUGGGGAGGUCUCAGGAGGUUUUAAGAAACUGCCACAUUUCAGUGUGUAAGCAUCUGCAGGUCCUGGCCCCAUCUGAACUAAGCUGUAAGAUGACAGGAACAUUAGCUCACACAUACUUUGAUUAGAAAAGGUGACCAAAUCACAUUGGAUCUUAAAUAAUUGAACAUUUUAUAAGCUCCUGAGCCUUUUUCCUCAGAUUUCCUUAGUUUCUAAGGUACCUAAUAUUAGGGGCAGUAUUCAGAAAUAGUUAACAUAUAUCUUUUAAAUUAACAUAUAUUAACAUAUAUCUUUUAAAUAUCUAAAAAAAUAUUCAAAUCAGCUAUCUUAAAUCAAUCUUCUUAGCUAGAAAUAUUAGCCAUUUAAUAAAUUCUGCCAUUCCUUGAUCCAACAGUUUCAAAUACAGUUUGUAGUUUUUUUUUUUAAAUAUGCCUUGUGAUCAGUAAUACAGAUUCUAACAGGACUUCUUAUCAAGGAACAAAUUAAAAUGAAGGGGGACAAAAAAAAGAUCAGCUUUUCAUCCUUUGCUUAUACAAACCUAACAUGAAUGUGUAUUUUCAGAACGCCAGGCGUUGCGUAACAGCAAAGAUUGAAUUGGAUACCAAUGCCAAGAAUAUGGCCAUUAUCAUCUGGAUACUGUAGUUGCGGAUUUCCAGUCUCAAACUGGAAAGUUGUGUCAGAGGGCUGGAAACAGGUUUCAGGAGGUACUCACCUUCCAACUACUGGAACAUUUUUCAUUAAAGAGCAAGCUCCUUACAAUACAAUACCAAACUUCUCUUUCUCUUUCCUUCACUGAAGCACAGUCCGCUAACCUAGUUUGCUGAAUAUUUUUAUCUACCGAGGAUGUGGCCAUCCAAUGGCUAUAGUCGCUUCCAAGCACCACCUAUCUACUUCUGUUCUCAGAACACGUUCUAAAUGCCUAGACUCCCAAAUGAAGUACCUUAACUCGGUAAGAAUCUAACAGAAAAUCACUACUCGAAUUUAGCUAAGCUCAUUCCUGGAGCUUAAUAAUGGGGUAUAAUCUCUCAAACACACAUGUGGAAAGAUACACCCAAGGGAAAAAAUGAAAGCUAUAAAACUUAAUCCAAGGUAGUGCUACAUAUUACGUCACCACAAUGACAGAUACCCGCUAUCUAUGCAGAUGAUCCUGAUACCCUAAACCCACAGUUUAUUCAGUAUCUAGACCAAGGGUCAACAAACGUGCUGAGGGCCAAAUCUGACCCACUUGUUUUUGUCAGCGGGAAGCCUGCUUCUCCCUCUCCCACUCCCCCUACUUGUGUUCCCUCUCUCGCUGUCUCUCUCUGUGAAAAUAAAAUCUUAAAAAAAAAAAAAAACUGUAUGGAGAAACAGCCACACCUGUUCAUUUGCGUAUUAUGUGGGCCUACAACGGCAGAGUAGUUGCAGCAGAUUGUUAUGGCCCCCAAAGCCUAAAAUAUUUGCUAUCUGGCACUUCACAGUGGAAAAUUUGCUGACUCCUGAUCUAGAUGGUCCCCCUCUUUAGCUAUCAACUCCAAAGUCACACCCUAGACCUUGUCAGCACCAAUAAUGCAAACCCCCUCCCUAAUCUCAGUUUCAAGCAUCCUACUGUCCAAAAUAUCACCACCCGUCUUUUCCUCUCUCUUUCUCUAGUCCCCAGCUCCACCCAGUUUUCAAACCCACCGUAGCCUACACCAAUUCACUGAUCUAACAGCCUUUUUCACUAUUCUUCACUUGGUAUUCUUGCUUCCCUCUUCACCCAGCCCUUGUAUUCCACUCUCCAUCAUUAUGAUCACUCCCUCAUCUACCCCACUGCCCCUCUCCCCAUUAGCUGUACUUACGUUAGAAACUUAAGCCUGAUAAAAAGCUGCCUACUCCUACUUCUGCUCAGUAUCAGGUGGCUGGGGGAAAAAAUACAACCAUGACAACUGGUCUUGUAUUUUUGUUUGUUUAUUUUUUUUAUUUUUAUUUAUUUGACAGAGAGAGACACAGCGAGAGAGGGAACACAAGCAGGGAGAGUGGGAGAGGGAGAAGCAGGCUCCCCGCAGAGCAGGGAGCCCGAUGCGGGGCUCGAUCCCAGGACCCUGGGAUCAUGACCCGAGCCGAAGGCAGACGCUUAACCGACUGAGCCACCCAGGCGCCCCGACAACUGGUCUUGUUUUAACCUCAAGUUGGUCAUACUACUGCCCAUUAAUCCUACUACUUUCACAUCUUUCCUCAAACAUGCAACAGUACCUCCCAGCCCUCAGUUUAUUUCACUAAGAAAAAACAAAGUAACUUCCCCAAAAUCUCACCCCACACUACCAACUACCCAAUAUACUCUGCCUCUUCCACAUUGCUAUAAAUGUUGCUUAAUGUCCCAAGAGGCCAUCCCCUCUUGCCUACUCAAAGACCUCUCUCUCUCUUCAAAUCAGUUUUCCCUCUCCAAUAUUCCUAUCAACAAUAAAAGCUGUAAUAUCCUGCAUCCUAAAACAAAAUACUCUCUUUCACGCAUCCAGUUUCUGGAAAACUCAGCAAGAGUUGAAAUAGUUGCCUUUUGGGGCGCCUGGGUGGCUCAGUUGGUUAAGCACCUGCCUUGGGCUCAGGUCAUGAUCCCAGGCUCCUGGGAUGGAGCCCCGUAUGGGGCUCCCUGCUCAGCAGGAAGGCUGCUUCUCCCUCUCUCUCUGCCCAUUCCCCGCCCCUGCUCAUGCUCUCUCAAAUAUAUAAAAUCUUAAAAAAAAAAAAAAAAAUAGCUGCCUUCAAUUCCUUUCAUCAAUCUCUGUCAAACCCACUCCAAUCAGACUUUUGCCUGAUCUGAGCCUGCUUUGAUCAAAGUUAUCCAUUAUCUCCCACUGGGCAACUUUCAAUCCCCAUUUACUUCACUGAUCCUCCAUGAAACUAUUAUUCACGCCUUAUGGGACCACCUUUCUCUUAAAGGCACCAAUCUUCACCCUACCUCACUGGUUGCUCCCUCUUCUGCUGGCGCCUCAUCUCCUCAAAUCUAAAUAUACAUGUAUGUCAAUGCUCAGUCCACUCUGUUCACUGGCUCAGGAUGAUACCUCCCAGAUGUUUUAGGUCUCUUAGGCUGGACCUUCCUCCUGAACUUGAGUCUCGGUAUAUAUAACUGCCUACUUGACAUCCCCACUUGGAAGUCGAAAAGUCAUUUAAAACUUAAUGUCUUAAAACCAAAAUUCCUCUGUACACAACCUCAAAUCUGGUCUUCCUGAAGUCAUUCCCAGUUCAGUCAGUGGCCAUUGGGAACAUCUUUUACUCCUCUUGUAUCACUCCACAUUCGAUCCAUUAGCAAAUCCUGCCUCUGCCACCUCCAAAAUGUCUAGAAUCCAGCACUUGAACGACCUCCACCACCCGAGUCAGGUUCAAGCAUCUAUCAUAUCUUACCUUGAUUAUUCCGAGAGCCUUCUAAUUGGUCUCCCUCCAUCCACCCCUUCCCCAUUAUAGUCUAUCCCCUACAAAGCAGCCAGAGAUCACGUUAAGUCAGAUCAUGUCACUUUUCUGCCACACUGGCUUCCCAUUUUAUUCAGAAUAAAAGUCAAACGACUAUAUCCCUAACUUCUUUCCUCCUCUUACACCCUACUCCCCACUCCAGCCACAGUGACGUACUUGGUAUUCCUUGUACCUGUCAGGUGUAUCCCUCCUCAGGAUAUUUGCAUAUACUAUUUCCUCUUCUUAGAACAUUCUUCUCACAGAUAACUGUAUCAUUCCCUUACUUUUUUUAGGAUUCUGCUCAAAUGUCACCUUAUCCCUGAGGCCAUCUAUAAAAAAUAGCAUCCUCCCGAUUACUGAUUUUUUGGGAAUUUUUGCCUGAUUUAUGUAUGCUGUAACAGUGUGUGGCACACUUUCAAAAAAAGAAAAAUCUGCUGAACUAAAUAACUUGUGAUAUGUAUCACCAUCUGACAUACCAUAUAUGUCUCUGUCCCUACUGGAAUGUAAGCUUCAGGAACACAGCGCAGUGCCUAUCACACAGUAAGUAUUCAAUAAAAACUCAGUGAAGGAUCGAAUGAAAUGAAUGAUAAAUAAAAUCUAUUACAGA
Molecule: messenger RNA, 6529 nt
Organism: Mirounga angustirostris (Northern elephant seal)
Lineage: Eukaryota; Metazoa; Chordata; Mammalia; Carnivora; Phocidae
Product: histone PARylation factor 1
Exons: 8
Coding region: 102-1142 (346 amino acids)
Biological process (GO): DNA damage response; regulation of protein ADP-ribosylation
Cellular component (GO): nucleus
Molecular function (GO): histone binding; poly-ADP-D-ribose binding
Source: RefSeq, a predicted model, not a curated record